AUUGAAUUAGAUUUGCACUUCAAUUGUGAUUAUGGUAUUCAAGUGUCAAACAGACAGUUAUCUCCAACAGUUCAAAACAAAUGUCAAAACUUGUAAAUCAAGUGAAUUGAAGGCACCGAAGAGUGGGACCAAAUUGAAUGGCUUUGAAGUGGUUCUCGAGGACACUAUACUGUUCCCCGAAGGCGGUGGACAGCCAUCAGACUUUGGCACUAUUGAUGGCAAACAAGUAGUGGAUGUCCGACGGGAUGGCGAUAUUGCUGUCCAUUUUGUGGUAAGCGAUGAGCCGUUGUCUGAGGGCCGGGAAGUGGAUGUGACACUGGAUUGGAGCCGACGUUUUGAUAAUAUGCAACAGCAUUCCGGACAACAUCUCAUUACAGCCAUCGCUGAGCAGACAUUUGGUUUGUGUACCACUUCUUGGUCUCUCGGAGAAGAGGUUUCGUUUAUUGAAUUGGACGCCAAAGAGGUUUCAGACGAGACCAUCAGAAAAUUAGAAACCAUUGUUAACGAGAAGAUCAGGUCUUCGGCACCCGUUGUGGUCACUGUUUAUGAUAAGAAUGACGAACGACUUCAAGAAGUUAGGACCAGAUUGAUGGUACCCGAAGGCCUAACCGGUGCCAUACGUGUGGUCACCAUUGAAGGCAUCGAUAGCAACACUUGCUGUGGAACUCAUGUCACGAAUUUAAGUCAUUUGCAGUCAAUAAAACUUCUUUCGGCCGAAAAGGGAAAGAAGAAUAAAACAAAUGUAUAUUUCUUGAGCGGAAAUCGAGUUCUUUCUUAUUUGGAUAAGUGUUACAAACGAGAGAAAGCACUCAUCUCUUCAUUAAAAUGCACUUCCGGAGACUUUUAUUCGAUGACAGAGAAAAUGAAGAAAUCGCUUAAAAUCUCACAAAAGAAUUGUUUGAAUGCAAUGAGAGAUUUGGCUAAAUUAGAGGCGAAGAAGUUCUUGGAGUUGACAGAAAAGCCCAAAUAUAUAUCAAUCCAUCGCAAAGAAAGUGAUGUCGAUUUCAUCACAUUCUUCUUGAGUGAAGUGAAAGACAAAACUAACAAUACUUUGUUUGUAUUGUCCGUCACCGACGAUAGCACUGAUGUUAACAGCGGUGGACAGUUAGCGUUGGCCGGCAAUCAAGAGCUCGUUCAACGACUCAUUCCUAUAAUCAGUGGAUUAAUGCCAGUGAAGGGCGUACUAAAGGACGGCAAGUACUCGGGAAAAGUGGCCAAUUUGUCCAAACGGGCAAAACUCGAUGAAUUGCUUAAAUCUGAAUUUGAUAAAUGA
This is a messenger RNA of Medioppia subpectinata, 1273 nucleotides long. Lineage: Eukaryota; Metazoa; Arthropoda; Arachnida; Sarcoptiformes; Oppiidae. The record is from the annotation of a GenBank genome assembly.